Messenger RNA from Populus euphratica (Euphrates poplar), 3082 nucleotides. Its product is annotated as DNAJ heat shock N-terminal domain-containing protein. The record is from RefSeq and is a predicted model, not a curated record. Lineage: Eukaryota; Viridiplantae; Streptophyta; Magnoliopsida; Malpighiales; Salicaceae. The transcript has 2 exons. Bases 176 to 2098 code for a protein of 640 amino acids.
UUGUGGCGAGACUGGUGUUUGUUCGACGUUUUCUUUUGUUUCUGUCGUGGCUUUGGUUUCAUUGAUUGAAUAAAAGGAAAGUAAAGAAAAAAAAAAAAAACAGAAGCUAAAACCCUCCCUACCCAUUUUCUUUCCUCUUUCUCUCAACCUUCUUUUUUCCGUGUGCCAAAAAUCAAUGGGAACAAAGGCAGAUCAAGAAGAAGAAGCAAGGCGUCUCAAAACAAUAGCAGAGACUAAAUUUACCAACUCCAACCUCAAAUCAGCCCUCAAGCACGCCAAGAAAGCCCACCGUCUCUCGCCAAAACUCGAAGGUCUCUCUUCAAUGCUGACAGCCUUGAAGACUCUCCGUAUCGCCUCCAAGACCCAAAAUUCAGACAUCACUGACUGGUACAAGAUUCUCCAGGUAGAACCCUUCUCUCAUAUGAACACUAUUAAGAAACAAUACAAGAAACUAGCUUUAGUCUUACACCCUGAUAAGAACCCAUUUUUAGGAUGCGAAGAGGCAUUUAAGCUUGUUGCUGAGGGGUUUAGAGUCUUGUCUGAUAAGAUUAGGAGGAAAGAGUAUGAUUUGAGGUUGAGGAUACGGCUUCAGGACGAGAGGGUUAGUGAUAAUUCUGCUGUGGAGACCUUUUGGACUGCCUGUUCGCGGUGUAGGCUUUUGCAUCAGUUUGAGAGACAGUAUUUGGGGCAUAAUUUGGUGUGUCCUAGUUGUAAGAAGAGUUUCGAGGCUGUUGAGGUAAAAGGAGGGGAUAAAAAGGAUGCUGAGGUUGGAGUUUGGAGUGAGAGGCUAAGGAGGAAAGAUAUUGGUGGUAAGGGAAUUGGGGGUUUGAGUUCCGGGGAAGGGGUCAGUGCGGGGUCGAGGAGAGAAUUGGAUGCUGAAAGUGCAGGAGGCCUGAAUUUGAAGGGGAAUGAAGUAAUUUCUGGAGAAUGGGGUGGUGGGAAAUUGAGGACCGGGGGUUUGAGGAGGAGAACGAGUACUGUUGGUGAGGUUUUGGAGAGAUCAAAGAAGAGGGUGAAGUUUUCUGAUGAAACGAUGACAUUAGCAGAAAUGAAGUUGGAAGCAAAGAAAAAGGCUAGUCAAAAGAAGGUGGAAUUGAAGGAGAAGAAGCAAAAGGAUGUUGGAGAAAAGGAGAAGAAGAAGGAGAAGCAGAAGGUGAUGGAGAAGGGGAAGGGGAAGGGGAAGGAAACAUGUCUAGUCUUGAACAAGAACACGGAUUUGGAGACUGAAAAAGGUGGAGCAUCAAAGAAGAGUGGGGAUACGGAAAUCAAGACAAGGGAAGGUGUAAAGACAAGUAGAAAAAUGGAAAUCAUGAGGCAAGGAGCAUCAAGGAAGAGUGCGAGUUUGCAAAUGGAGAGGCACAAGAAUUCAAGGGGGGAUUUGGACAGCAUGGCAGUGGAGUAUUCAAAUUUCUUUGAUUUUGAUAGUGAUAGAGUGGAGAGGAGGUUUAAGAAAGGGCAAGUUUGGGCUAUUUAUGACGAUGAUGGAAUGCCGAGACAUUAUGGUUUGAUUGAUGAAGUUGUUUCAGUGAAUCCCUUUAAGGUGAACUUGAGUUGGUUGGAUCUUCAAAGGUAUGGAGACGAGGUGUUAAUUUGGGAGAAAAUGGGACUUAAUGUAUCUUGUGGUAGAUUUAAGGUUGCCAGGACGAUGAUAAUUGACUCUGUUAACAUCUUUUCACAUGCUGUGGAAUGUGAAAGGGAAGCAAGGGAAGUUUAUAGGAUUUAUCCUAAGAAGGGUUCUGUGUGGGCACUUUAUAAUGAAGCAACUUUAGGUGCUGAAGGAACAAAUCUGUCCGCUAGUGAUGAGCGAUGCCAUGACAUUGUUGUGUUGUUAACCACGUACAGUGAGAUGCAUGGAUUGAGCAUGGCCUACCUUGAGAAGGUUGAUGGGUACAAGACUGUAUUUAAGAGACGAGAGAUUGGGUGCCAUGCAAUUAGAUUGGUUGAAAAAGAUGAUAUUUGGUUGUUUUCACAUCAGAUUCCUUCAAGGAAGUUUUCUGGUGACGAGGUUGCUGACAAUUUAAAGGACUGUUGGGAACUUGAUCCUGCUUCACUUCCUUCAAAUUUGCUUACUAUUGGUGGGGAAGCUGACAUUGAGUAGGGAAAACUGACAUGCUUUAUGAUAGCUCUUCUUUUCUGAUUCAGGGAUUGAGGUAGAAAAUAUAUGGAUGUAAAUUAAAUACCCUGCGAGCCUUUGCUUUCUCUUAUUAAGAGGAUCCUCCAUCCAACAAAAAGAAGCUGGCAGUUGCAUUUAGCCAAGUUCAUCCUACCAGCAAUCAAAUGCGAGGCUUAAUCCACUUUGUUCUGUUGCAAACUUGUGGAUUUUAUGUGGAGGUUUGAGAAACUGAUGUCCUCAAGCUUUCUAAGUUACAAAGUUAUUUACAGCUUUCAGACAUUAGCCUGUUGAACUUACUAGCCUAAUAUCAAUUCCGGGUUACUGCUGGAGCACUCGAUUGCUCUGUUGAUUGAUCAUUCUGCAGAUACUGUAGCUGCUUUUGAGAAUUUGCAGGUCGCAGGUGAUUUGCUAGAUGAGAGAAUGGCAACUUAACUAAACAACUCUGUUGUCAUAGUCACUGGUUUUGCUAUUUCAGCUAGUUUGCAAACUGUCAUAAUAUUUAACAACAGGUCAAGAUGGACCUCAUGCAAAAACUGCUGCAGAAUAUGCAGACAAGUAAUUGACUUUUGACCAGUCACAACUUCACUGCUCCUAAACUCAGAUGUCAAUUGUUGCCGGGAGAUGAAUGAAAAAAAAUUACAGCAGCCAAGGCACCAAAAAAGAAGCCAUAGAAAACUACAUAACUCAGUGUGGACGGUCGUUAUCUGCUCAAAUAGUUGUGAGGUUACCGGUUACUCGAAUCCCUUGGCAACAAGGAACUGUGUAAUCCUAAUAAAUAUACUGUUGUUAUUGCGCAGGCCAUGACGUCGGUCGUGGGCAUGAAGUUGAUUGGUACACAUGCCAUUGGGUUGUACCGCUGAAUCAGAAUGCUAUCGUUAGGCAAAUGGUUUACGCUGAAACUUCCUUGCAAGCUGAUAACAUUUUUGAGGAACAAAGUAUAUUCUUGUUUCUCAAGAACAAUUCUUGUCA